AAAGAAACAGCUUAGACCCACCAAAGAUUAAUAAUUAAUGGCGCAAUGACAUUGCAAAACCCGCAUAAGAUCAAACACCAAUCUCCAUCUCUCUCCCUCUCUCUCUCUCUCUUUGAUCUUGAAAGAGUCAGAACACUCCACCGAGACGGAACUCGCCAUCUUCCUUCUCCCACCAUAUUAAAAAGAGAAGAAAAGAGAGAUCAGAAACUCUUCCAAAAGGACAAGUUUUGAUCCUUUCUCGGGCGUAAUUCCAAUGGAGAAACCGCCCAAGAUGAAGGGCAGCAUCAAGAAGAGCCUUUUCAAGUUCGUCACUUUCCAGAACCCUCCUUUCAGCCCCACCAGAGACAGCAACGCGCGAUCGUCCACGUCGGAACUGUUCGGGAAGAUCAGCGGCACCGCCAAGGCUCACGCCAAGAGGGGCUCCUUCUCGGGCCCGAUCGUGCCCCUGAUCCCCAAGGAGGCCAGGCUCGGGAGGAGAUUCAAGAACGGCGGCGGCGCCGAUCAGGACACCCCGCAGGAACCCACUUCCCCGAAGGUCUCGUGCAUGGGCCAGAUCAAGCACAAGAACAAGAACAAGAACAAGAAGAAGAAGAAGAGCGAGGAGAGAGCGCGAGUCGACAAGCCUUCUUCUGGGUCGUCCCGCGGUGAGGAGAAGAAGCCGAAGUGGAGAAAUUUCGGGAGGAUCUUCAGCCGGGCGAGAGCCGAGAGGAAAUCUGGUUCUUCCGGCGGUACCACAGAGAGCCGCGGGGAGGGAGAGGCCGACAGCGUCUCCGACGAGAGGGCGCCGUCGCUGGGUCAGAUGAGGAGGUUCGCGAGCAGCCGGAACACGCUGGCGAACUUCGACUGGGCGGCGCAGGUGGCGCCGGUGGACGCGGCGGAGCGGAGCAACUGCUACGCCGACGACGACGACGACGACGACGACGAAGAAGACAGAGGCAGAGAACAUGGAGACGGCGGCGAAGCGAGGAUUCCAUUCUCGGCCCCCAUUUUGGUAGGUGGAGGAGUGGAGUUGAAGGCGAAGCAGGAAGUGAACCUGUGGAAGAGAAGGACGAUGGCUCCCCCUCAACCACUCCGCCUGCAACACCCCUACUAGCUCUGCAAAUGCGUGAUCGUGUGUUCUCGAAUGGUCCUGCGUUCAUGGGAUUCCAAAUUUCUCAUCUCCUUCCUUCCUUUUUUCUCUGUUUUUUCCAGUUUGUUGUCGGCCCUCGCCUCUUCAAUCCGCACUAGGAAUUUUUUCGAUUUUUCUUGUACAAAGUUUCGAUUUUUGAAGGAUGAGGCGUAAUAAGUUGCAUGCAACAUUUUGCUCUGUGCAGAGCACACACAUGUAAUUAUUCUCUCUCUCUACCCAAUUCCUUCUUCAUGUUAUUGAUUUCAAUCUUAGUGCAA
Messenger RNA from Syzygium oleosum, 1386 nucleotides. RefSeq lists its product as uncharacterized. NCBI's taxonomy places the organism in Eukaryota, Viridiplantae, Streptophyta, Magnoliopsida, Myrtales, Myrtaceae. The record is from RefSeq and is a predicted model, not a curated record. The transcript has a single exon. Bases 254 to 1093 code for a protein of 279 amino acids.